AUGAACAAAUUGUACACACUUUUAUACCCAACACCGACACCCAUAAGACAUUUCUCCCUCAUAACACACUACAUAAAGACCGCACCGAAGAACCUGAAGCUGAUAGUGACAGAGGGUGAUAGUGCAGAUAAAGCUCGCCUGGUAGAUUUCUACAGUCAGACGUAUCUGCGAGAUGACCCAGUGGUACGGGCGGCGGGCAUAGAAGACCUCGCUGAGCUAAAACAGUUCCUCGACACGAGCCUGAAGUCACUACACAGCGUACUGCUGACGGACCGGGAAGGCACGACUGUGAUGGCGGCGGCUAGUGGAGGCCCUGUCACCUACACCACUGCGGCCCAGAUGAGGCUGUACGCAGAUAGAGACAUGAAGGACGACCGGUCCAGGCGGUUGGUGCACCUCUGGGCAAGCAUCACCUCCGAGAGUGACAUGUUAAACCGACUGCACGUCCCGGCCCUCUGGGACAUCUCGUACAUCUCCACGGCACCCCAGAUGCGGCGGUACGGCCUAGCUCGCUUCCUGCUGGUGCAGCACCGCCGCCUCGCCUCCAAGCUGGGGUACCCCGUACUCUGCCUGGAGUGUACCAACCAGUGUCUGGUCAGGGCCGCCCAGAAGAUGGGCUUCCAGGGGAUGGAAGGCCGCUCCCUGGACAGCUACCUCAACCCCUCCGGGGAGUCCUGGAUCUCCGCACCUCCACACCUCCAGGUUCAGGUCUUCUACCGAAUGCUGGGAGGAAAGGUAGAGCCUGAUUUCCGUUUGCAGUGAUUUUUUGGUGCUUAUUAAACACAUUUAUCUCAA
This is a messenger RNA of Homalodisca vitripennis (glassy-winged sharpshooter), 795 nucleotides long. RefSeq lists its product as uncharacterized. The transcript is spliced from 3 exons. Lineage: Eukaryota; Metazoa; Arthropoda; Insecta; Hemiptera; Cicadellidae. The record is from RefSeq and is a predicted model, not a curated record. Bases 1 to 762 code for a protein of 253 amino acids.